AGGAACCAGGAAUACCCGGUCUGUCUUUUCCACUCAAGGUCUUGACAAGACGCACCUAUUUUUCUCAUUCGAUUCGUUUCAAGUUCUACUUGAUUGCGCCUCUCGUGCAAAGACAAAGAGUCUCCUCCAGUACAAGAAUCAUUUACGAAAAUGUCGUUGCUUCAAGUGAAGAGUAUGUUUUCCAAGCUGGGUCUUGUGGCCGUCGCGCCCCUGCUGCUCGUUGUUGCUGAAGAAGGUCGCGCGCGGGGGGUAGACCUGUACGACAACGAUGCCAGCCUCGUCGCGAGCACAGCGCAUGAAGAAGCGUUCAAGCAGGUUGAAGACCACAUCAAGGCAGCUACCGGCGUUGUUGUCGCGGACGAGAGCCACGGCGCAGCCCCCGGCGCAGGCGUGUCUGCGCCCCCGGCCGCCCCACAGGCGGAGACCGAUCUUUUCCGCCGGUUCACGGGGGUCAGCCACUUCUCGCAGCCCGUGCGCACGGUGACGAGCUACGACUACCCCGCGGCCGGGACGCGCGGCGGCUACUACGGCACGGGCGUGGCGGGGGCCAGAGGUGCGGCCUAUAACAACGACGACUCGUCCUCCGGGUUCGGCGUUCUGGCCCACAUGGUGCUCGGUUUUUUUCUGUUCAUUUUCGCUUUCCCCCUGCUGUACGGCAACGAGAAGCGGCAAGCGGUCCUGUACGCGCUGUUCCAGCGGGCACUGGAGCUUUUGUGUCCCGACUACACGGCGGAAUCUCCGGCCGGCACACAGCAGCAAAAAAAUACGAAGGACGCCGGGCUGUUGGUGCACAUGAAGGGCGACACCGUGACCAACGAGGAGCUGACGGACCCGGAGUUCAAGGUGAGGGUGAAAAACUGCGCCAAACUGCAGAAAACUGUGGAAAUGCUGCAGUGGGAGUACACCGAGGUCGACAACAAAUCCGCCUCUUCUUCGACUUCUACUACAACGCAGCAACUUCCGCCGGGCGAGAACAUGAACCGGCCGGUCGAGGUGCGGCGCGAGCUGAAGUGGAUGGGGUUUCUGAACGCCGACGACCCGAAGGACCCCCAGUACCGCUUGACCCCGGCCCAGAAGACCGCCGCGAAGUACUUCUUGAACGACGCCGGGGCGGACGCCAGCAUCCAGGGGCGGCCUAAGGACGUGUUUGAAGUGGACCAUGUGUUCUUCCGCCAGGGCCUCAAGGGCAAAAAUUUUGAGGUGCCGGACGGGCUGCGGUCGCAGAUGUGCAACCAGAAGCCGCUGGAUCCGAAGACGGACCUGACGGCGUCGGUGCCGAGCCUCGGCGCCGGGUCCGACCGCAAGCGGUCCGUGCGGGUGCAAAAUUUGCAGUUUGCGUACGACGAGGGGGAGAAGCAGUGGCUCUGCGGGUCGGGAGCGGCCAUGGGGGACAUCCGGGUGCGGUACACCAAGACCGAGUGCGGCUCCUGCUCCCUCGUGGCCGUAGUGGAUGCGAGCUGCACCUCGUUUCUGCCUCUGCUCCCCGGGUUCCAGGUGGACGAGGUUGCGGUGCCGAAGAAAGUGGACCUGGCCAAGCCGCCCUACGAGGGCGUCAAGAACGCGAACGCGCUCGCGGAGCCACUGCUCAACGUCAGCCAGCGGUCCCGCCAAGGGAAUGCCGGCAACGCGGCGGCCACCCCCUCCGGAGGUGCCGGGAUUCAGCAGGGCGUCACUACCAACGUUGGCGGCAGUCCGGGCUGCUUCAAACUGAUCGGAACCGCCUGCUCCGGUAUCGACCGGAAAAACGUGUUCGUUUUAGAGGAAAACCACUAUACUGUACGUAUGCGAAUAAAACUACCAGAAACUAUGCACAAAAGAAUGAAUGUUUCGAACCCACUGCAAAGAUGCAUUUGUUGGUCGCGUUGUCACAGCUGUGCAGCCGACGUCCUGCUACUGGGGGCAGUAUGCACCACAAGCUAGAACGCAACAUCCACUUCGUUUCCGCGUACAUUCACUAAAACGUAGAUGGACGAGCCUAGUAUGAUAUAGCGAAAGUUUUUCCGUUCGAUACGUGGCAUUUCCGCAACGGUCGAGACAGCGGGCGCCAGUCUGUUUGAGCUCGCCGAGCCCGCGAAAUCGGCCUCGGAGAUGAUGGAGUUCGCGCAGAACCGGCAGAAUGCGAUUCACACGGCGCUGCAUAUGCUGGGGAAAUUUUGAAUCAGGUCAAGCCUCAGCCUUUUUUCUUGCACUUGCGCGAGGAGACAGAGCAUGAUGCAGAGACAUGAAUUGGUAAACUCAUCGUAGCCGAUGUGGAAGAGGAAAACCUAUUGUAGUGCUUAGUGUGUAGCGUUCCUAGAAAAGCUUGCUUCUGUUCUUGCAUGUUGGCAGCCCUGCCCAGGGUGCUAGCCUGCAAAAUUACAGGGCGAAUUGACGAUUUCUGCGCAAAUGUACAAAGAGACCUUUCCUGAUUAAGAAUUUUGCAUGCACACAGCAAGUCGUGGGUUUCCUGAUGCUCUUCUUCGGGUUGCGGUUCAUGCUGGAGGUGUUUCCGGCGCUGCUAGGCGUGCUGCCCUUCGUCGGCGGGUUUUUGCACCUGGUCGGAGGUUUCGUCGUUUCGGUCGUUUCCUUCCUGGUUGCCGGUAUCCUGUGGGCGAUCAUUGUUGCUGGGGCCUGGUUUGCGGUACGGCCAAAGUACGCCAUGGCGCUAGUUGGCGCGGCGGUUGCGGUGGUCGUGCUGGCAAACGUCUUCGGAAAGAUGAACAGUGGGUGAGGGCAUUGUUUGGCCAAUUUACGUAGCAGGUCAAACGAACAGAAAAAGACUCGUCGGAGGAUUAUCUACUUUUUCUCUUUGGGACUCAGGGAGGCAAAAUUUUGUCGUGUUUCAUGGUACAGUCGUACAUCGAAUGCGAUAACGCUUGUCCGCACGAGGCCUCUACGUGUGUGCAAGAGGCCAUAUUCUUGUUUGAUAUCAUUAGCAUUUCAUGAGUUUCAAAAAAUUUCAAAUUCGUGUGUCAGCCAUAGCCUUUUUUUUUGAGAAGCAGCAGGCAUGCAGAUGGACAUGGACUAUAUGCCGUCUCGAUCGAGGGAAAGAAGAGAAGUACGUCUGGCCGCGUGUGUCGCCUCUUGUGCCGCGUCUAUGUCGGCUACGAUGUUUUUGUUUUUCCUUAGUCGCGCGCCGCAGAAAAUGAAAAAGUAAACCUGCAUAGAUACCUGCACGUUAUCGCAACGAAAUUUGCUGGUACCUGAAACCUGAGUUCAGGUAUCGUGUCAACGUGACAAACUUGGCACCUGAUUUUUCUAUGUUUCACUCUCUAGGUCUAGUCGAACAAAAGCAUGUAGACAUAGAAAUUAAGGAUGGACGAAGACAAAGUUGUUCGACGCAUUUCGUCUGCCGAUAAGUUUGUCCUGUCAGGGUGGAUGCAGGGUUUCGGUAUAGCCCUUUAGCGCUGGUCUCAGUUUUUUC
This is a messenger RNA of Amoebophrya sp. A120, 3403 nucleotides long. NCBI's taxonomy places the organism in Eukaryota, Dinophyceae, Syndiniales, Amoebophryaceae. The record is from the annotation of a GenBank genome assembly.